AUGUCUACUGCUGAGCUCGCUUGCUCCUACGCGGCCCUCAUCCUCGCCGAUGACGGUGUCGAGGUGACCGCCGACAAGAUCCAGACCCUCCUCGGUGCCGCCAAGGUCCAGGAGGUUGAGCCCAUCUGGACUUCCAUCUUCGCCAAGGCUCUUGAGGGCAAGGACAUCAAGGAGCUCCUGACCAACAUCGGCUCCGCUGGCCCCGCCGCCGCUGCCCCCGCUGCCGGUGGUGCUGCCGCCGCUCCCGCCGAGGCUGCUGAGGAGAAGAAGGAGGAGGAGAAGGAGGAGUCCGACGAGGACAUGGGCUUCGGUCUUUUCGACUAAGCGUCCUAAUACGUUCGGCUUUUCUGUUUUUCCUUUAUUCCUCGUUUCUUAUCUAUCGAAAUUUCCCCUUCGCUUUCCUUGUACCCGAUACUACGCGACUGCAUGAUGAACCAAAAGGGAAAACUAAAAAGAAGAAUACACGGACAAGGACAUCCGGUGGGACUGGGCGCUGGGCUUGCAUGAUGGGUUUCGUCGUGACAGAGGUACUGGACCAGAUGACGAUAAGAUUCUGGCCCGCAGGAAAACCAGGAAUUAGUUGCAUGCGUAUAGAUGGCCGAGGGCGAGAUCCAUGUGGCCGCCUUCGACUCUCUGUAUGAUAUGUUUCGAGUUUUAGCUAGUUUCGAGCUUUAAAGGUGCCCAGCUCUCAUGCCAUGUCUGUCAUGCGACCAUGAACAAAAAGGUUUCCGUCUGCAUUUUCUGUAUCACUAUAGAACCUUCCGAUUCACCUGCUCCCUUUGCCAAACGCCUUGUCCUGGUGCAGAAGU
This is a messenger RNA of Aspergillus steynii IBT 23096, 809 nucleotides long. It is a transcript of the gene rpp1, whose product is annotated as ribosomal protein P1. Gene Ontology annotation, cellular component: ribosome; cytosolic large ribosomal subunit. The record is from RefSeq and is a predicted model, not a curated record. Lineage: Eukaryota; Fungi; Ascomycota; Eurotiomycetes; Eurotiales; Aspergillaceae. Gene Ontology annotation, biological process: translational elongation; cytoplasmic translation. Bases 1 to 324 code for a protein of 107 amino acids. Gene Ontology annotation, molecular function: ribonucleoprotein complex binding; structural constituent of ribosome; protein kinase activator activity. The transcript is spliced from 4 exons.